Molecule: messenger RNA, 387 nt
Organism: Myzus persicae (green peach aphid)
Lineage: Eukaryota; Metazoa; Arthropoda; Insecta; Hemiptera; Aphididae
Product: tubulin beta chain
Exons: 2
Biological process (GO): mitotic cell cycle; microtubule cytoskeleton organization
Cellular component (GO): microtubule; cytoplasm
Molecular function (GO): structural constituent of cytoskeleton; GTP binding; GTPase activity
Source: RefSeq, a predicted model, not a curated record
CAAAUAACCUAACCUAACAUGAUGACAGCUUGCGAUCCUAGACAUGGGCGUUACCUGACAGUGGCCGCCAUUUUCAGAGGAAUUAUGUCCAUGAAAGAAGUUGAUGAACAAAUGUUGAACAUUCAGAAUAAGAACUCAGGAUAUUUCGUGGAAUGGAUACCUAGCAACGUUAAAGUCGCCGUAUGCGAUAUACCACCUCGAGGCCUCAAGAUGUCGGCAACGUUCAUCGGUAAUACUACCGCCAUCCAAGAAAUAUUCAAACGCAUCUCCGAACAGUUCACUGCCAUGUUCCGCCGUAAGGCAUUCUUGCAUUGGUAUACGGGCGAAGGUAUGGAUGAAAUGGAAUUCACCGAAGCCGAAUCCAAUAUGAAUGAUUUAGUAUCCGAA